AUGUCUCCGAACACACCGCAAGAAGCGGACGUAGCGGCGCCUGCGGGUGAUAAAGCCGUCAAGAGCAUCCUUAUCUACAUGGCAAUGGCGGCCGAGGCGGCGCCGCUGGUGAAUAGCCUCGAUCUGCAGCUGAAGGAGCACGACUCCUUCCCCGCAGGGUCCCCCUGGCAGCUGCACUCAGGAUCGCAUGCGGGAGUGAGCAUCCACCUCGUCACGCCGGGCAAGGACAGGGCUCUAGGAGUUGACAACGUGGGCACGGUGCCAGCAGCCGUGGCAGUGUAUGCAGCAGCAGCCUCCCUGCACCCGGACCUCAUCAUCAACGCUGGCACUGCGGGCGGCUUCAAGGCCAAGGGAGCGGCAAUUGGCGAUGUGUACGUGGCCUCGCACUUUGCCAACCAUGAUCGUCGCAUCCCCCUUCCAGGCUUUGACGAGUACGGCAUUGGCCUUAUCGAGUCCCCACAUGCCUCUCGCGUUGCCUCCGCCCUGGGCUUCAAGGUGGGGCGAGUGUCAAGUGGCAACUCGCUGGACAUGAGUGCAGAGGACGAGAAGCUCAUUGCUAAGAAUGACGCCACUGUCAAGGACAUGGAGGACGAGAAGCUCAUUGCUAAGAAUGACGCCACCGUCAAGGACAUGGAGAUUAUACACCCUUACGCCGUCUAUCCUCCCCCAUACUCCUCCCCUCCCUUUUACCCCUCCAUCAACUCGCAGGCAGCGGCGGUGGCGUGGGUGGCGGCGCUGCUGUCCCUGCCGCUGCUCUCAGUGAAGGCGGUGACAGACAUAGUGGAUGGGGACCGCCCCACCACCGAGGAGUUCCUUGAGAACCUGCACACCGCUGCUGACGCUCUGCAGCAUGCCGUGCCGAAGGUGGUGGCGCUGGUGGAAGGAAAGAGGCUGGUGGAGUUGUGA
This is a messenger RNA of Closterium sp. Naga37s-1, 906 nucleotides long. The record is from the annotation of a GenBank genome assembly. NCBI's taxonomy places the organism in Eukaryota, Viridiplantae, Streptophyta, Zygnematophyceae, Desmidiales, Closteriaceae.